AUGGGUUCCUUUACAAAAUUUGUAUCAGAUUUUUGCAAAACUUGGGAAAAAUCAGGGAGAGAAUUAUUCAUUAAAUCUUUGACACAAUACAUUAAAGAGGAAGGGAAGACACCUUUAUUUUCCAAAUCUGGUAAACUUUCAGGAGUAUCUCAAAAUAUAUAUGAUUUAUUAUUAUGUGGUCUCAGAGGAGUUUUAAAGAAAGAUGCGGUCAUUUCUGUACUGAAAGACAUAACUAUUAUGCAUGCAGAUAUACCCUCCAUAUUAUUAGAUGUAGUGUGUAUACUUGAUGCAGAAACAUCCAUGGAUGUUCAAAGUGAAGAGCGGAAUAAUUUUUGUUACCUUGUACGGGAAUUAGAAUCUUUUAUUUCUGAUAAGUUAUUGAAGGAACGAUUAGAAAUUGACACAUUGCAAGAUGUUGGAACACUAAAAAAUAAAAAUUUCUACACAAAAUUUAUAAAAAUUAAAACUAAAUUAUAUUACAAACAACGUAAAUUCAACUUGUUUAGAGAAGAAAGUGAAGGGUACUCUAAGCUCAUAGUUGAAUUAAAUCAAGAAAUAUCUGAAGAUAUGGAGUGGAAAGCUGUUCUUGAAAUUAUUCAGUCACUUAUAGGAUGUUUUAAUUUGGAUCCGAAUAGAGUUUUAGAUAUAAUUUUGGAAUCUUUUGAAGCUCGUCCACACUUAGAUAAAUUAUUUAUCUCACUCAUAAAGAACUACAUGGGUGAUCCUCAAGUGAUAUCUGAAGUUUUAGGUUUUAAACUCAGUAAUAUGGAAGUUUUAGAAAACUAUAAAGAACCACCUCCACUUAUGACUGUGAUAGCUUUACUUUUACAACAUCAAGUUAUAUCAUUAGAUGACAUUUAUCCUUGGUUACGUCCAGAUGACUCAAUUAUGGCCAAAGAAGCUGACAAGGAGCUUAAAGCUGUACAAGAUUAUAUUCGUAAGUUGAACAUAGUUUCUACUAAAGGACCUCAGAGUAAUGCACCGGCUGAAUUUAUUGAAGAAAAGUCUGAUCCACAGGAGUAUUGGAAUAACCAGAAGCUGGUGCUUUGUGAAGCACUCUUAAAUGUAACAGCUUGGAAGGAGUUUGCAGCAUUAUCUGCUAGGCUACCAGUUAUGAGUAUACCACCGAGACCAGCAACUGCUCUAUGCACCAUGCUCCAUGCUUUAAUUGAACCACUUUAUAGAGUACAUUGCAGAAUUGCUCCAAAAAUAGUCGGUAAAUCUGUUCCUCCUUUAAAAUCGCAUUUAGCACCAAUUGCUUGUAAAUCUUUUGAAGAUAUGAAAGAAACAGUGAUACCAGCAUUAACACUACUAGGACCAUCUCUUCAUUACGACCCUAUUUUAAUGUAUAAAAUAAUUCGUAUUCUAAGAACAGCCAAAUCAUUAGACAGUGAUCCGCUACACUAUGAAGCGCUAACGGUACUUGAUACUGCUGUACUCCCAGCACUUACCUUAAUGGAGGGUAACUGUUGUAUGGCUGAAGAAGUGUACACUUUGCUUAAGUUGUAUCCAUAUCAAUGCAGAUAUUGCUUAUAUGCUCGUUGGAAAAAUGAAUCAGGUGAAAAGAUCCCAUCACUCAUGAGAGUGCGCGGUAAUGCGCUACAACGUAUCAAGCAUAUUAUGAAACGUGUCUCAAAGGAAAAUAUUAAGCCUCAAGGUCGUCUCAUUGGGAAGCUAUCACAUGCUGCGCCUGCGUUCCUUUUUGAUUAUAUGCUUUUACAGAUUCAAACCUACGAUAAUUUGAUAGGGCCAGUGGUGGAGUCAUUGAAGUACCUGACGUCGCUGUCGCUGGACGUGCUGGGCUACUGCCUGGUGGAGGCGCUGGCGGCGCGGCGCGGGCCGGCGGGCGCGGCGCACCCCCCCGCGCUGCAGGCGCUCGCCGCCUUCGCCGCCGCCGCCUUCAAGAAGCAUAACAUCGAGCUUACGGCGCUCUUACAAUUUGUGGCGAAUCGCUUGAAAGCGCAGCAAAGUCACGAUCUACUGAUUUUAAAAGAGAUAGUUCAAAAAAUGGCGGGUAUCGAAGCCGCAGAGGAAAUGACGCCGGAACAGUUAGAUGCGAUGGCUGGAGGCGAAUUACUCAAGGGCGAGGCGGGCUACUUUUCCCAAGUUCGUAAUACGAGACGCUCUUCGGCAAGAUUAAAAGAGGCAGUGGUAGGAAAUAAUUUAGACAUCGCACUUUGUAUACUAUCGGCUCAACAGAGACAUUGCUGUGUUUGGAAAGAGUACGCGGAAGAGAAAGCGUCGGGGUCGCAGCUGAAGGUGGUGGGGCGCCUCGCCGACCAGUGCCAGGACGCGCUCGUGCAGCUCGGCACCUUCCUCGCCUCCUCGCACGCGCCCGACGAGUACGCCGCGCGCCUGCCGCCGCUGCCGGAAUUGCUGAGAGACUAUCACGUAGACGCAGAUGUGGCAUUUUUCUUACAUCGUCCAGUGCUGGCACAGAAAAUUACAGCUAAAGUCGAAGCAUUAAAAAAAAGUUCUGACAGCAAAAGUGAUUCAUUCGAAAAGAGUAUCGAGAGAUAUAACAUUGCGUCUAAGGAGGCCUUGGAGCCUAUUGUGACGUCGAUAACGCCUCUGCUGCCUGCCAGAGUGUGGGAAGAUAUAUCACCAGAAUUUUAUGUUACCUUUUGGUCGUUAUCUAUGUAUGAUCUUCGAGUGCCCGUAGAAAGUUACGAAAGAGAAAUAGAACGCUUAAAAUCUGCCGCUGCCAAUGCUGUUAAAGAUUCUUCGCAAGGAACAAAGGGAAAGAAAGAGCAAGAAAGAUUUAAUACGCUAAUAGACAAGCUUCAGGAGGAGCGGCGCCGCCAGGAGGAGCACGUGUCGCGCGUGCGCGCGCGCCUGCAGCGCGAGUGCGGCGGCUGGUUCCCGGCGCGCGCCGCCAAGUCCGCCAAGAACGAGACCGUGACGCGCCUCAUGCAGCUGUGCCUGUUCCCGCGCUGCGUGGCGGCGCCGCCCGACGCGCACUACUGCGCCGAGUUCGUGCACGCCGUGCACGCGCUGCGCACGCCCAACUUCUCCACGCUGCUGUGCUACGACCGGCUGUUCUGCGACAUCACGUACUCGGUGAUGUCGUGCACGGAGGGCGAGGCGGCGCGCUACGGCCAGUUCCUGUGCCGCGUGCUGCGCACCGCCAUGCGCUGGCACGCCGACCGCGCCGCCUUCCACGCCGAGUGCGCGCACUUCCCCGGCUUCGUCACCAAGUACCGCGUCUCCAACCAGUUCACCGAGGCCAACGACCAUGUCGGCUACGAGAAUUAUAGACACGUGUGCCACAAGUGGCACUACAAGAUCACGAAGGCGAUGGUGGUGUGCCUGGACUCGGGCGACUACGUGCAGAUCCGCAACGCGCUCAUCGUGCUCAUCCGCAUCCUGCCGCACUUCCCCGUGCUCGCCAAGCUCGCGCAGAUCGUGGAGCGCAAGGUCGAGAAGGUAAAAGAAGAAGAGAAAUCUCAAAGACAAGAUUUGUACGUCUUAGCGACGGGGUACAGCGGGCAGCUGCGCAACAAGGUGCCGCAUAUGAUGAAGGAAAGCGAUUUCCAUCAGAUGAUGAACCUGCAGACGGCGUCGCCGGCCAAGCCCGCGCCGCCGGAGCAGUCGCCGCCGCCCGCCGCCGCCGACACGGACAAGAGGGAUUCCAGAACAAGUGACAGACGCCGUGACGAUUCCGACCGUGAGAAAGAGCCUAAACGGGAAUCCAGAUCGUCUGUUAAAGAAAGAAAUAAAGAAGAAGUAAGAAGCAAAGAUAGGUCACCAAGAGAGCGAUCGCAUAGAGAGGAGCGUUAUCUGGACGCAGUUUCCCCGCCUCAUGACCAUCGUCAUCCAUCAGAUGACAUAGAUCGCGAUGUGAAACGCCGCAAAGUCGAAAGCAGCGGCAAUGGCAAGGGUAGCAAAGAAAUAGAAGAAAGAUCGCCAGAGAAGGAAAAGAGAAAGGCUAAACUGAGGGGCGACGAAAGGAAAGAGCGUAAGAUGAGUCGUAAGCGGGAUCGAGCCGAAGAAACGGCUCUUCUAGAACAAAAGAGACGCCGUGAAGAACAAAAAGCAGUUGCUAAAAUGAGCAGUCACCAGAACGGUUCUCAAGAAGACCACCACUAUGAAAAAUAUCACAAAAGGGAUAAAUCACCGUUCAGAGAUCGCUCGCAUGAAGAACCCAGGGACAAACAUAGGCGGUCGAACGAAUCGAAAAUAAGAAGA
Brenthis ino (lesser marbled fritillary) is the source of this 4188-nucleotide messenger RNA. NCBI's taxonomy places the organism in Eukaryota, Metazoa, Arthropoda, Insecta, Lepidoptera, Nymphalidae. The record is from the annotation of a GenBank genome assembly.